Molecule: messenger RNA, 628 nt
Organism: Radiomyces spectabilis
Lineage: Eukaryota; Fungi; Mucoromycota; Mucoromycetes; Mucorales; Radiomycetaceae
Product: ribosomal protein L37e-domain-containing protein
Exons: 3
Coding region: 212-493 (93 amino acids)
Biological process (GO): translation
Cellular component (GO): cytosolic large ribosomal subunit; ribosome
Molecular function (GO): structural constituent of ribosome; RNA binding
Source: RefSeq, a predicted model, not a curated record
UUUCACUUUAUUUAUUUCGCUUUGGUUGGAAGCUGAUCCCUUGGCAGACGACGAGUCAGCUCAGUUAAAUAUUUAAACUCAGUCACCGGCUCGGACGGGAAUUUUUAACUGGCGGAAUGGAGGUUCGGCGGGGACACUGGUGGUCGGACAAACAGCUUGGCUGACACGAUGCUGUGGCCGAUCCUCCUUUCUCCUUCACGGUCGUAAAAAGAUGACUAAGGGUACUUCGUCCUUUGGUAAACGCCACACCAAGUCGCAUACUUUGUGCCGUCGUUGCGGUCGCCGCUCCUUCCACAAGCAGAAGAAAACCUGCGCUCAGUGCGGUUACCCUGCUGCUAAAAUCAGAUCUUUCAACUGGUCCGAAAAGGGUCAACGCAGAAAGACCACCGGUACCGGUCGCAUGCGCUACUUGAAGGAAGUUCACCGUCGUUUCAAGAAUGGUUUCCGUGAGGGCUCCCAAGCUGUCAAGCGAUCCCAGCCUGCCUCUGCUUAAAAAGCUUUAAACGUCGUUUUUCCGAUUUAAUGAUCUUGCUUGUCGCGCAAAAAACAAAAGAAUAAAUUUACAGAAACGAAUGUGUUCCCCAACUCGCUCAUUGUACACAACUCAUGUUUUCUCUUCUUUUUCUCC